Molecule: messenger RNA, 1950 nt
Organism: Cladophialophora psammophila CBS 110553
Lineage: Eukaryota; Fungi; Ascomycota; Eurotiomycetes; Chaetothyriales; Herpotrichiellaceae
Exons: 2
Coding region: 1-1950 (649 amino acids)
Source: RefSeq, a predicted model, not a curated record
AUGACGACGCUCCAAUACCAACCUGAUCCGGCGGCGGAACCGGAUGACCACUGGGGGACUGUGUUCCUAUCUAUGCGAGAUGCGUCAGGGCAAAUCCCCAUUAAUUACAUAACAUAUCCAGGAGUUUACGUUACAGAAGCCUGCUUUGCCAAUGGAGUCUACGAUGACCUCCCGACUCAAACAUGUAUUUCGGAUCUGUUUGCAAGCCAGUUCCGCCGUUUGAUCAUUGAUCUAUACUGGGACAACAUCAAUCGCCAAUUCAGUCUGUGUCCAGUCGAGCUUCCGCCGCUGGUAGGCAAUGCGACUGCUGGUUACAGCGUGGAUACGUCGGCUCUAUAUUCAAUCACGGCGUCGACUUCCCUUACCACUCCUCUUCCAACCCCCACAGCAGGGUCAAAUGCAACGGUGUCUCUUGCUCCUCCUCUCGAAAAGCGGCAGUCUUCGUCACCCUUGGUCGGCAACUCUACGUCGCUGAUUGCCACGACCACUCCCACAAGCAGCCGUAGUACCACAAUUUCCACGAGCGAUGUGGCCAUCCCAACCUCAACUGGUGUUACAGGUGGAACUUUACUCCAAUUGGGACCUUACAUGUGUAGCCUGGAUUUGAACAUCGGUGCCGUCAUUUCCUUGUACACUGAUUACUUUGACCAAACCUCAGACACCAUCUCGGCACGAUUACAGUUCCUUGACAUCAAGUUACACGCCGCGGCGCCAUUCACCAAUCCUUCCUCGCCUGCACAGACACCAAUGCCGGGCCGACUGCCUCGUUCUGAUGAGCUUAUAGGAGCCCAGUUUGAAGCUGCGCUCAGCAGGAAUAUAUACACUCCUCAAAACUUACAAGAUGAUCGAAAAGAUCUGAACAAGUCGUGGUUCCGUGAUGAUUACAAAGUACCCACAGAUGCAAAUUACUUUCGUACGGUGGAAGCAGAAAAGGACGGCAUCGUUUCAACACCAGACGGCUGGCCUGGACAAAACUGGAUCCUCCUCACUGACAGCCGAAGGCUCCUACUGAGCUGGGAUGAAAUCGAUCCACAGAUGGCAGAGUAUGACUUUGUGAGCGAGUCGAGCAACGUCUUCAACGCGAGCGAGCUGAUUCCAACUCCGCCUGUCGAGUGGAGCGACAGCGGGGAGGUGACCUCAGGCUGCUAUUACCAUUCAGGUGAAACGACUGUCGCUCAGACCAAUGCAUCUUGGGCGGUUGCAGCCAUCCAGGACACGAGCUCAAAUGCUCUCCCCAUCCUUGCCGAAGACUUAACGGCAUGCGGCUUCUCGUCCAUCAUGAAAAUGACGCUUGGCAGUUCGUCCGUUCAGAACAAUUUGAUCUCCUACCAGAGUUUUGCACAAUCAACGGUGUUUGGAUGGGCUCCAGGAGAGCCACGAAAUACGACUUCAGCCAACGGCAAGAACACAAAUGACGACCUUCGGUGUGCAGUGAUCGACGCAACUAGCCGAUACCAGGGACGUUGGCGGUUGGAGUCGUGCCAGAAAUCACGGAGAGCUGCAUGUCGCAUUGCAGGCCAACCAUAUGCAUGGCGUCUUUCCACGUUCGAUGUUCCAUAUAGUGCGGCUCCAGAUGCAUGUCCAGAAGAUACCUCGUUCGACCUCCCGAGGACGGGGCUUGAAAACACAUACUUGCACCGGCAGAUAUUGAACGACACGAAUCCGCGAGAUGAUGGUUCAGACGGGAUCUUGUCAGGUGUCUGGAUCAAUUUUAACUCUCUAGACCAAGCCAACUGCUGGGUGCUCGGCGGUCCCAAUGCAACAUGCCCUUACUCCGACUUUAAGCAGGAAGAACAGCAGAGACAGAUCCUCAUUCCGACGAUAGCGGCACUGAUCAUCCUGAUACUGAGCGUAUUGACGAUCCUGGUCAAAUGUAACCAGAACCGAAGGAAUAGCAGAACGCGGAGAAGAGGAGAUAAUGGGUGGGAGUACGAGGGCAUUCCGUCCUGA